AUGACGAGCGCUUCUUCCUCCUUUGGCUGCUCGUGCUUCCUCCUAAAAGCGAAAGGAGGAGGAGGAUUACGAGUGCGAUUUCGAGCCGCUGCUGCUGCGGACGCGAUGAGGACGACGACAAGUGUUGACUUUGAUGAUGACGGGCAAAAAGUGUUGACAGUUGCUCGAGUGACGAAAAUUUUACGCACAGAAUCGAAGUCUCAUCCAACGUUUUAUCCAUCGAGACGGAUCAGAAACGAUGAGAUGAGAUAUUCGAGCGAUGUUUUUCAGUUUUCAGGAGAAAGAGAGGCGUUUGCGAAAACGCAAAGUCGGUUCGAGCGAAGGUUUUUCGCGGACUUGAAGGACGUGGAAUCGGAAAUUGAAAACGUGUCCUCGGUUGAUUUAAACGUGUUUUUGGUGCGAUGGAACGCGACGUUCGUGCCGGCAAAGUUAGUGUGGCUACAAAAUAUCGCGUUGAAUUGGCCGUUCGGUGACGUGGACAUCGAGAGAAAAGAUAUUUUGCAUAAAAUGGGCGAGACGACAAAGUUUACGUACGCGGCGUUGUUUCGGACGAUGAAAAGGUUGGCGACGGAGAAAAAGUUGACCAUUCCGGUGGCAAAGAUAGAAGGGCAGACGAAGAUGACGUUUGACGAGGAGGGCGAACUGUCGUCCAUGGAGGAGAAUUUGUCUCUGGUAAACUCGGUGAACUCCAACAGAGUAAGAAACAAGAGAAUUGCGAGAGAUUUGUUAGAAUUUCUGGACACGCGGAAACCAAUAGGCAUGGAUUACAAGUCGUACGACGAAAUCGUAGAAGCGAAGGUAGACAUUUACUCCGUGCCGGGCAUGCGGGCUUUGGACGUAGAUGGAAUGGAGGAUCAACAAGGUCAAAUCGAAGAUGUGACGACCGUCUUGGGUUUUAUGACGUUAGUUGUGCUCUCGUUUGGCGUGGGCAUUGGAAGUUGGUACUUCGAGGCGUUGCGAAAAGACGCGCUCAUGCAAAAGAUGUUGGACGCGGAUUUUUAG
Messenger RNA from Bathycoccus prasinos, 1002 nucleotides. RefSeq lists its product with no specific name. The transcript has a single exon. NCBI's taxonomy places the organism in Eukaryota, Viridiplantae, Chlorophyta, Mamiellophyceae, Mamiellales, Bathycoccaceae. The record is from RefSeq and is a predicted model, not a curated record. The coding region runs from base 1 to 1002 and encodes 333 amino acids.